Molecule: messenger RNA, 1761 nt
Organism: Adineta steineri
Lineage: Eukaryota; Metazoa; Rotifera; Eurotatoria; Adinetida; Adinetidae
Source: the annotation of a GenBank genome assembly
AUGAUAGUAACACAAGUUAUGACCGAUGAUGAAGAUAAUAAUGAUGAUGUCCUUGAUUUAAGUGUUAAAAAGAAAUCUUCAUCAUCAAAUAAUGAAAUAAUUCUUAAACAAAAUCAAAAUUUAUCUAGUUUACUUUCUCCAUUAUCAUCAGCAUCUUCAACAUCAUCAUCAUUAAUCAUAUCACCAAAACAAAAUCUACCAACUAACAAACGAAUGUUAGACACAUCAACCACAAUAAAAGCUCAACAAACAGGAACAAUACCAUCAAAUAAACGACCACUUCGUUUUCAAUGUAAACAUUGUGAUUAUAAAGCACCAUCCACAUCACUUAUGCAAAACCAUAUUUAUCGUCAUACAGAUUUAACACCAUAUGCAUGUGCAUAUUGUGGUCAUAAAUCAACAACAAAAUCAACAAUUAUGGUACAUAUUGAACUUUGUCAUCCUAAUAUGGAAGUUAAAAUUAUUGAAAAUCGUGUACGAGAACAAGAUUUUUAUCGUGAUUUAAAUAAUUCAGAAAUACAAUCUGUAUCAAUUUCAAAUAGUACUACAACAACAACAACAACAGCACCAUUAACAUCAUCACCAGCAACAACACCAACGCCAACAACAACACAAGAGCCACAAGUUAAAAGACAACGUCGUUCGAAUCAAUAUGAUAGUGAUGCAGCACCAAUAAAUGGUGUUGCUAUAUCAUUAAAAGCAAUUGUCGAUGAUGAAAAUGAAUCAUCACGAGCAAGUGAUGAUACUAGUGAAACAGAAAAUCUUGAACCGAUUUUAUUCGAGAAUGAUGAACAAAGAACAGAUACAAAUAUUUUUGAAUCAUCACCAACUAUGGUUAAACCAACACUAAAAUUUAAACUUACAUCUCAUCAAAUACCUAUUGUUGAAUCAACCACAUCUGCUUCAAAAGAAUCAGAUUCUGAUGAUGGUUCAGAAUAUCUUCUUGUUUAUAAUCGUCCUAAACAGUAUUAUGGUUCAUUAUAUGAACCAGAUAAACAGUAUGCAUGUAAAUUAUGUUCAUAUACAACAAACCAUCGACCAAGCAUGGAAGAUCACGUAUUUGUACACACAAAUGAGAAGCCAUAUAAAUGUGGUUAUUGUGGUGAAGAAAUUUUUACUCGUUAUGCAGCAACUUAUCAUAUAAAAUAUAAACAUGCUGGUAUGGCACGUAAUUUUAUUCAAAAUAAAGCCGAUGUAACACAGUAUUAUGUCAAUCGAGCUAAAAGAGAUGAUGAAAAAAAUCAAUUUAAAGUAAUUGAUACACGUCGUGUUAAAGUUCCAUCACGUAAUGGAAAAUCAGUAAAUAAUCAACAAAAUAAAAUUGAAUCACCUGUUGAACAUUCUAUUCCAAAUGUAUCUUCACCAUCGCCAUCAAAUGUAGUUAUUUCAACUCCUCCACAAACACCAAUAUCAAAACCAACAAUUCCACCAUCAAAUCCUGCUGCACAGACAUCAACAGGUCAACCAGACUAUCGAUUUUUAUUAGCUUGGUCUUAUUAUUUAGCAUCACAAGCUGCUUGGCUUCAACCUUUGUUACAACAACAAGGUCAACAACUUCCACCUUCUCUACCAACUGAUCCUGAAGCAGCUGCAAAAUUUUUACAACAAGCUAUGCAGACAGCUAUGGAACCUUUAAUAGCAGGACAAACAUCAAAUAAUAAUAAAAAUGAUGAUAAUGAUGAUGAUGAUGAUGAACAAAUUGAAACUGAACUUGAAUCAGAAACAUUAGUUGUUAUUAAACAAGAAGCGAAUGAAUCGUAA